AUGCAAGCAGCCAACCACCUCCACAAGACUCUCCACAGCAAUGCCCUCGCCCUAGGCGCCUGGCAAAUGCUCCCCGGCUCAAAUCUCUCCCGCAUCCUCGCCCGCACAAACCCAGACUGGAUCUGCGUCGACACCGAACACGGAAACAUCAGCGAUACAGCCAUGCACGAAUCAGUAGCUGCCAUUGCAGCUUGCGGCGUUUCUCCCAUUGUCCGCACAGUCUCGAAUGAAGGCUGGAUGAUCAAGCGUGCAUUGGAUGCCGGUGCUCAUGGCAUUGUGAUCCCUCAACUCAAUAAUGCUGAGGAAGCGAGAAGUGUGGUUCGUGCAGCGAAGUUUCCUCCGCAGGGGAUAAGGGGGUUUGGAAGUCCCUUCGCUAUGGAGAGAUUUGCGCCCAAAGGCGGCGAACCGGUCUCUGCGGCUGAGUACUUGCAACAGGCCAAUGAUGCUUUGGUCACUAUCAUCCAGAUCGAGACUCAGUCAGCUUUGGACAAUGUGGAUGCAAUUGCUGCAGUGCCAGGUGUCGAUGUCCUUUUCGUUGGUCCUUAUGAUCUGGGAAAUAGCAUUGGAUAUCCUAUUCUUGCUGAUGGCAUGCACGAUGAACUAAAAGCUGCCAUCGAAAAGAUCCACACUGCGGCAAAGAAGGCUGGCAAGCAUUCAGGCAUUUACUGUACCGAUGGUGAUCAAGCGAGACACUAUGCAGACAGAGGUUUCACCAUGAUCAGCGCCAUGACAGACUCAUUGGCACUGGGACAAGGCGUGAGUACCGCUUUGAGCCGAGCAAAGGGAUCUUGGGGUCACGCGGCAUUGCAGGGUGUCAAGCAGGGUGCGAGCAGAAUCGUUUCCUCGAAUUCUCCUUACUGA
Aureobasidium melanogenum CBS 110374 is the source of this 861-nucleotide messenger RNA. Its product is annotated as Phosphoenolpyruvate/pyruvate domain-containing protein. Gene Ontology annotation, molecular function: aldehyde-lyase activity. Gene Ontology annotation, cellular component: cytoplasm. NCBI's taxonomy places the organism in Eukaryota, Fungi, Ascomycota, Dothideomycetes, Dothideales, Saccotheciaceae. The coding region runs from base 1 to 861 and encodes 286 amino acids. The record is from RefSeq and is a predicted model, not a curated record. The transcript has a single exon.